CUCACUGACAGGCACACAGCUUUGUGUAACUGAAAACUUGCAGGUGGAGGACACAGGUUAGAUUUUGCUGUCGUACAAGCACAUGUUGGGCUCACAUCCGACACAAAGAUGGACACUACAGAUGACGACCACACAGAGGGGAUAAAGAUGGAGAUAGAGAAUCAGCAAAUUGUAGAGAAUGACUGUUUUUCCACCUUAUCGGAUAAAACGCAUCAACAUCUGUUGAUCAGCGAAAGGCCGUCGAGCAGCUGCAGGAUGGUCAGAUUAAGAUCCAGACCCAGUCUCCAGUCAACAAAAAGCUUCCCCCCUUAUAGUCAGUGCAUAGGUGGACUGGGAGAGGACGAGGAUGAUCAGCACAAUUCAGACAUGGCUUGCCAGUCAAGUGUGAAGGAAGACAAAAGAGAAGAACUUCAAAGCACAGAACGAAAUGAAGAGCUGACUACAAGAUCUCCAAGGGACUGGUUAAAGGCAAAAUGGAAGCUUAGGAGGAAGGAGAGGUCAGGGGGAAGCUUUGAGGUCGACGCAGACAGCUGCGAGAGAGGAAGGUGGAGUGGGAAAAGAAGGGUGGAGGAGACUGAAAAAAAAGAGGAAUUUGAUGAUGAUGAUGAUGAUGAUGAAGGAUGUGCAAAUGCUGAGGGGAAACACUGGAGAGGUAGAAACUCCAGCUUUGAGAAAGUGAGGAAAGAAGAGGAGGAAGACGAAGAUGGGAGAUCGACUAUUUCAGCAGUAGAAGGAGAUACAAAGAGCAGCAGGGAGACCCCAAAAAGGAAUGAUGAGGAGGAACUGCCAGGAGUGACAGAGGGGUCCACAACACAACAGUGGUCCUCCCCACAUCCUAUCCUCUCCAAGCUUCUGCACUCCUCCACCUCCUCCUCCUCUUCCCUCAACCUUUCCUCCGCAGAGAGCGACGAGGUCUUCAGUGAAGGAGAGGAUGCUGGGUCAAAGAGGAAGACAUUCAGGAAGUGCCGCUCCUGGAAAACCUUCCUGACCAUGAUGCACUGGUCUAUGAGCCGGCAGAGCUCCUGGGUCCAGCUGGCUGGACAUCAAGGUAACUUCCAGGUCAGUAAAGGAGGUGAGGUGCUGAAACUAUACAGUGAAGUGGAAGCAAACUGCCUGGAUUGCCUGAUGAGAGACCCGCUGAGACCCUUUGUCCCACAGUAUCAUGGCUUGGUAACAAGAGGGGAGCUCCGCUAUAUCCGCCUGGAGGAUCUGCUAAGUGGCCUGAAGAGGCCCGUCAUCAUGGACUGCAAGAUGGGAGUCAGAACCUACCAAGAGGAUGAAUUAAUCAAAGCUCGUGUCAAAGCUCCUCUGCGGAGCGAUAUGUACCAGAAGAUGGUGAAAAUGGACCCUUCUGCUCCGUCAGCAGAGGAACAUGCACAGAAGGGAGUCACCAAAUGGCGCUACCUUCAGUGGAGGGAUUCAACCAGUUCUACGUCCACGCUGGGCUUCAGGAUAGAGGGCAUUAUGAUGGAGGAUGGUAGCAUCCAGCGGGACUUCAGAAAGAUUCAGACUUUAGCUCAGGUCACUGAGGCACUGCUUUACUUCACCAGGAGCCAGCUGGACACUCUGAGAGCGUACCACUCCAGACUCCUGGCCCUGAGUGACGCACUAAAAAAUUCGCCAUUUUUCAGAACUCAUGAGGUGAUUGGCAGCUCGCUUCUCUUUGUCCACGACCACAGCAAGGCCAGUGUAUGGAUGAUAGACUUUGGCAAAACGACGCCUCUGCCUGACUCGCAGGAGCUCCGACACAACAUCCCGUGGUCUGAAGGUAGCAGGGAGGACGGUUACCUCAUCGGUCUGUCCUCUCUCGUCACAUCUUUAGCCCAGGCCAUCAGUGUGGCCUCCUGGCAGCAGGAGGAGAGCUGUGAGGAGGAGCAAAUAAGCCCGUGAAUGUGCAUUUUUGACAGUCAUUACACAACUGUAAGUGGAUGAGAUGGACAAAUUGACUGGUAUUACACUUCAUUCGCUGGAAGAGACUUGAUUUGUUAAUGGAGAUUGUGUCUUCAGUGGCUAAGGAAGAGGAACAAGGGACUUCAAUGUACCACAAAUCCAUAGAUAUGUGGUUGUGCAUCCGGUAUGUACAUACUCUGACAGUUAAAGCUACUAUGUUACAAAGACCUUUUUGUUUUCUCAUUCCCAAAAGACGGACAAUCCAAGGAACAUCUACAGAUCAGGGGCAUGCCCAGUGAAGAGGCAUGGGUUGGGAAUGACUCUGCUGGAGAUCUGUUUACAAAUGCUCCUGUCUUGUUUGUUUUAAUUUGGUUGAUCUGCAUAACCUAAAACAGCUUACCUUUGUUGCAACAUAAGCUCAUUUAAGGUAUCUCAUUAUGCGCACAUAGACUGAACAGCCUCGUGCGCUAUCUUUUUUUAAGACAGUAUGUGUAAAAAACAUGGGUUAAGUACAGAUUAAGCUAUACUGAUGAAGAAAACACAGCCACAAUGUUUGUAU
Pelmatolapia mariae (spotted tilapia) is the source of this 2449-nucleotide messenger RNA. RefSeq names its product inositol-trisphosphate 3-kinase A. The transcript is spliced from 8 exons. Gene Ontology annotation, biological process: inositol phosphate biosynthetic process. NCBI's taxonomy places the organism in Eukaryota, Metazoa, Chordata, Actinopteri, Cichliformes, Cichlidae. The record is from RefSeq and is a predicted model, not a curated record. Gene Ontology annotation, cellular component: cytoplasm; nucleus. The coding region runs from base 109 to 1890 and encodes 593 amino acids. Gene Ontology annotation, molecular function: inositol-1,4,5-trisphosphate 3-kinase activity; inositol tetrakisphosphate kinase activity.